AUGGAGAGACAUCCUUUGCCACAAGCAUAUUUUGGGCCUGUUGGUCCAGCUGACUGGAAUGAAGCUCUCGAUAUUAUAUCACAUGGUUCUCCUGAGCAGGACAUAAAUGGGGUUGUUGAAAUUUUAAUCUUUCUAGUGCAGACAUUUCAGAAAAAUAGAAUCGCUUAUGCUGUCAAAGAGAGUACACUUGAUGGUCUAAUUACAGAGCUAUUGCUUUGGCUUUUGGAUGAAAGGGUUCCUCGGAUGGAUGACGGCAGUCAAAUUUUCAGAGCUCUAAAUGUUUUAAUGCUUAAAAUUCUGGUUCUCCAAAAUACCAUAUAUGAUGUUCAUCUUGAUCGUAUCCUUCAAAAUAUCCAUAUAUACCUACAAGAAUUAGGAAUGAAAGAAAUACGAACGAGAGCAGGAGCCAAUGACAAACCACUUCGCAUGGUGAAAACUGUUCUGCACGAGCUUGUUAAGCUUUGUGGAACUGCCAUAAAGGGUCAUCUUUCCGCGGUCCCAAUAGACACGCAACCGAAGCCCAUUAUUCUUGCCUACAUUGAUCUUAAUCUUCAUGUACUUAUUGCAAACUCUUGA
Molecule: messenger RNA, 576 nt
Organism: Fraxinus pennsylvanica
Lineage: Eukaryota; Viridiplantae; Streptophyta; Magnoliopsida; Lamiales; Oleaceae
Source: the annotation of a GenBank genome assembly